AUGUUGAACGCCUUCUCUCUCUCCUUCUUUCAUCACAAUAUGGGUCAAACCCCUUCCAGUGCGGCUCCAGGCGGAGGUGGAGCGGGCAAGGAUGGCAAGGAUGGAGGCAAGGACAAGAAGCAGCAGUCCAAGUGGGAACCUCCCGUCCCUACGCGCGUCGGCAAGAAGAAGAGGAAGGGCCCUGAUGCCUCGAAUCGUCUCCCCGCCGUCUUUCCCAGUACCCGGUGCAAACUCAAAAUGCUCAAGAUGGAGAGGAUCAAGGAUUACCUCUUGAUGGAGGAGGAAUUCGUCGCAAACCAGGCGGCUCAGGCCGGAGAGGACAGACAGGCGGCGGAUCGGACCAAGGUUGACGACCUUCGCGGAUCGCCCAUGGACGUCGGAUCUCUCGAGGAGAUUAUCGACGACGACCACGCUAUCGUCUCGUCCGGACACGGCCCGGAAUACUAUGUCGGCAUCAUGUCGUUUGUCGACAAGGACUUGCUCGAGCCCGGCUGCACGGUACUCCUCCAUCAUCGGACCCAUGCCAUCGUUGGUGUUCUCGCCGAUGACGCGGACCCCAUGGUAUCGAUGAUGAAGGUGGACAAGGCGCCAACGGAGAGUUAUGCGGAUAUCGGCGGGUUGGAGAAGCAAAUCCAGGAGAUCAAGGAGUCGGUGGAGCUUCCUCUUACUCACCCCGAGUUAUAUGAAGAAAUGGGGGUCAAUCCGCCCAAGGGCGUGAUUCUCUACGGGGUGCCCGGUACCGGCAAGACCCUGCUCGCCAAAGCCGUCGCCAAUCAAACCUCAGCAACCUUCCUGCGGAUUGUCGGCUCGGAACUCAUCCAAAAGUACCUCGGUGACGGACCCAAGCUUGUGCGGGAGUUGUUUAGGGUGGCGGAGGAGAACGCGCCGAGUAUUGUUUUCAUUGACGAGAUCGACGCCAUCGGGACCAAGCGAUACGAUUCUACAUCUGGCGGGGAGAGAGAGAUCCAGCGAACCAUGUUGGAAUUGCUCAACCAGCUCGACGGAUUUGACAACAGGGGCGACGUUAAAGUGAUAAUGGCCACCAACAGAAUUGAGACCCUGGACCCGGCCUUGAUUCGCCCUGGUCGAAUCGAUAGGAAGAUCGAGUUCCUCUUACCCAACGCGGUCGAAAAACGCCACAUCCUCAAGCUCUUGACCAGCCGGAUGACUCUAGCGGAUGAUGUGGACCUGGAAGAGCUCGUGGCGAUGAAGGAUGACUGCUCGGGCGCAGAUUUAAAGGCAAUCGUUUCCGAGGCAGGUAUGCUAGCGCUCCGGGAGAGGAGGAUGAGGGUCACAUCUGCGGACUUCACUGCAGCGAGGGAGAGAGUCAUGGACGGGAAGAAGGAUGAUGGCCCAGCUGGAUUGUACCUGUAG
Messenger RNA from Dioszegia hungarica, 1374 nucleotides. RefSeq names its product putative 26S proteasome regulatory subunit 4. The record is from RefSeq and is a predicted model, not a curated record. Gene Ontology annotation, molecular function: proteasome-activating activity; ATP hydrolysis activity; ATP binding. Gene Ontology annotation, cellular component: proteasome regulatory particle, base subcomplex. Gene Ontology annotation, biological process: proteasome-mediated ubiquitin-dependent protein catabolic process. The transcript is spliced from 8 exons. The coding region runs from base 1 to 1374 and encodes 457 amino acids. Lineage: Eukaryota; Fungi; Basidiomycota; Tremellomycetes; Tremellales; Bulleribasidiaceae.